Molecule: messenger RNA, 937 nt
Organism: Rhinichthys klamathensis goyatoka
Lineage: Eukaryota; Metazoa; Chordata; Actinopteri; Cypriniformes; Leuciscidae
Gene: igfbp1b
Product: insulin-like growth factor binding protein 1b
Exons: 4
Coding region: 2-760 (252 amino acids)
Biological process (GO): regulation of insulin-like growth factor receptor signaling pathway
Cellular component (GO): extracellular region
Molecular function (GO): insulin-like growth factor II binding; insulin-like growth factor I binding
Source: RefSeq, a predicted model, not a curated record
AAUGCGACACGCAGCUCGUUGUUCUGCUAUGAGAGGUCCGUGUGUGUUUGUAAUGUUGGUGAGCGUCCUCCUCCAUCCGGCGGAUCUUUCCCCCGUGGUCGGGCCUGAACCCAUCCGCUGCGCUCCAUGCUCCCCGGAGCAGCUCGCCGCCUGUCCCGCCGUGUCCUCGGACUGUCCCGAGGUCCUGCGAGAGCCGGGCUGUGGAUGCUGCUCGUCCUGCGCGCUGAAGAACGGAGACUCCUGUGGCGUCUACACGGCUCACUGCGGCACCGGCUUGCGCUGCGUCCCGAGGCCCGGCGACCCGCGGCCGCUCCACGCUUUGACCCGCGGUCAAGCCGUCUGCGCAGGGUACGACCAGACGGAAGAGGACACGGACAUCACGUCUGAUCAGGGCUCGCUGCAUUACCUGCUGGGACUCAACAGGCCACUCGACCCGCAGGACGCGGCCGAGGCACAGGAGAGCAUCAAGGCCAGAGUCAACGCCAUCCGACAGAAACUGAUCCAACAGGGUCCGUGUCACACUGAGCUUCACACCUCUCUGGACGUCAUCGCACAAUCACAGCAGACGUUAGGCGAGAAGUUCACGAGCUUUUACCUCCCCAACUGUGACAAGCACGGAUUCUACAAGGCCAAACAGUGUGAGACAUCUCUCGUUGGCCAGCCUCCAAACUGUUGGUGUGUGUCGUCUUGGAGUGGAAAGAGAAUCCCAAACACUGAUUUAUCGGCUGAUUCCCAGUGUCAUCAGGAGCUCAUGCUCUGAAGCCUUCACUCGGCACACACACGCUACUAGAGGACCAUACCCGUAACUUAUAUUUCCUUCCAUACCAUAUCAACACCUAUUUAUUCUUAUGUAUAUGGCUCUUACAUGGUCUUAAUAUUUAUUAGCUAGUUUUAUAUUAACUAGUAUUAUAAGUUGGUCAUAUGACAAGUCUGUAAU